Rotaria sp. Silwood2 is the source of this 360-nucleotide messenger RNA. The record is from the annotation of a GenBank genome assembly. NCBI's taxonomy places the organism in Eukaryota, Metazoa, Rotifera, Eurotatoria, Philodinida, Philodinidae.
AUGACAUCGUACAAUCAUGCAUCAAUUACUGAAGCAACUAUCUAUGAACGUCCUAAACAGAGUGGGCCAGAUUUAGUAGGUCAUUGGGGUAUUGUUGUCAAUGUUGAAGGUCAUGGUAACUAUCUUAUUCAUAAUACUCCUGGAUCGGGCACGGUAGCUACACCGGCUAGCAAUAUGAGUUCACAGUGGACUUCUAUAGUUCGGAUUCCGGUUGGUAAUGGAAAGACAAUUCGCGGUUGCAUGUUAGCAUCUGGUGGUGCUCAUACAAAUUAUGUCUCGUCAGCAUUAGCAAGAUACAUAAUGGGACAAACAUGUGUUGGAACAACAGCUGCCAUAGCAGAAUAUUUAAUUUCACUAUAA